AUAAAUAGGAAGCCACAGCUGUGCCGACUGGUGCUGCAGAUUUUAGAUUAAUGACACUGAAAGUACAAAAGUCGACACGUGACCAGUCCGUUCUUGUACUUUUGAUCAAGUAAAUAAUCGCGGUGUAGUUUUACUGCAGAGAACGAGAACAGAGAAAACCGGUCAGGGGAGGAAAACGGGUUCGGCUUCGACUGGAGUAGCUGAGCUGUGGUGUGACGUAGCCGUCCAACACACACACACAUACAUACACAAACACGCGCGCGCGCCCCAUAUCGACUGCUGCUGAGCUCAAUGAGAAAUGACCGCGAGUGACCUCAAAGGACACGCUGUAUUUUAACGAGUGCGCCAGUUCAGUCACUCCGCGUUCGUUAAAAAUGCACGGCGACAUUUUGUUUGGUUUCUCAAGGUGAAAACGGUGCUCGCUGGUCGCACGCGGCUGCCUCAUUUAUUACCUAGCUAAGCUAAGCUAGCCCGGGCAGUCGAGUUUCUCCGCUCUGUUUUCCCGCAGAUGCUAAAGCUAGGCUAGGCUAGUCGCUCGCCGCCGUCAUGGAGAAAGCAAAGCCACUGGCGGACAAGAAGGGGACGCCGGGACCUUUUCACGCGAACAACGGCCAGAGGGGGUUUCACAGCGGCCACGUCACCGUAGCCGCUAACUGCUGCAGCAACAACGCAUUCGGCUUGAGCACCGGGGGAUCCGGCAGCGGCGGCACUUUUGACAGCGGCAUGCAUCAUCUGCAGCGCGGGGAUGACAAGGAGUGCAACGGGUCCCCGGCAAAGAGGUGCCGGCUGCGGAGGAGCAGGACGGAGUCGGUGAAACGAAACAGACCUCCCUUCCCCUGGUUUGGUAUGGACAUUGGUGGGACUUUGGUCAAGUUGGUGUACUUUGAGCCAGUUGAUAUCACUGCUGAAGAAGAACAAGAAGAAGUUGAAAACCUCAAGUCUAUCCGCCGCUACCUCACCUCAAACGUGGCCUACGGUAAAACAGGUGUUCGUGAUGUCCACCUGGAGCUGAGGAACCUGACCAUGUGUGGCAGGACGGGAAACCUGCACUUUAUCCGCUUCCCUACGCAGGCCAUGCCUCGUUUCAUUCAGAUGGGAAGAGACAAGAACUUCUCCAGCCUGCACACAAUGCUCUGCGCCACGGGAGGCGGAGCAUAUAAGUUUGAGAAUGACUUUAGAACGAUGGCCGACCUGGACCUGCUGAAACUGGACGAGCUGGAUAGCCUCAUCCACGGCCUGCUGUUUCUCGACCGGGUGGGAUUCAACGGACACCCUGAGUGCUACUAUUUUCAAAACCCAUCAGAUACCCACAGCUGUGUGAAGAAACCCUGCAAUCUGGAAAACCCCUUUCCAAUGCUGCUGGUCAACAUCGGUUCUGGGGUUUCCAUACUAGCCGUGUACUCGGAGAACAACUACAAACGGGUAACUGGGACAAGUUUGGGAGGUGGGACGUUUCUGGGCCUGUGCUGUCUUCUGACGGGCUGUGAGACGUUCGAGGAGGCAUUGGAAAUGGCCAGCAAGGGCGACUCUACAAACGUGGACAAACUGGUGAAAGACAUCUACGGGGGAGACUACGAGCGCUUCGGCCUGCAGGGUUCUGCUGUCGCAUCUAGUUUUGGUCACAUGAUGUGCAAAGACAAGCGAGACAGCAUCAGUAAGGAAGACCUGGCGAGGGCCACGCUGGUCACCAUCACUAAUAACAUAGGAUCCAUAGCACGCAUGUGUGCCGUUAACGAGAAAAUUGAGAGCGUGGUGUUCGUCGGGAACUUCCUUCGGAUCAACACACUGUCCACAAAACUGCUAGCCUAUGCCAUGGACUUCUGGUCCAGAGGACAACUGAAAGCCCUCUUCCUGGAACACGAGGGUUAUUUCGGAGCUGUGGGGGCGCUGAUGGAGCUGCUCAAGACAACGGAGGACCUGUGAAGAAGAGUUUGUCGUGACAUCAGUGAUUCCCAACAGAUGGAUUGCAGCUUCCAACCCCAACGCUGCGAUGUUGUCAUUUUGAAAUGCUGUGAUGUCAUCAACGUUUAACUUUGUUGAAAGUUUACCUCUAAAGGAACACUAAGUGAGGGACACAGAAAUUGAGAAAAGCCAUUUUAAUAUAUAUUAACAGUUGUAAAUAUUGAUAACCUCUAACGGUCAUCUCCUAAAGUUUCCAGAGUCCUUCUAUCAUAGAGUUUUAAUAUUGUGAUAAUUAAUUUAUGGUUUUUUUUGUUUGUUUGUUUGUUUGUUUGGAACUGUAGAGUGACAAAAUACUUUAUUAUCUUUGGUUUUCUUUGGGUGUGAGAAGGCAGGGGGUUACUAUGUGUGAAUAGCUACUGUAGCGUUACAUCCUGGAGACAGUAGUGUGUCUGGUGUCUGUGCAGCUGCUAUUCAGAAAAGAAAGUAUGAACAACACAUACAAAAGUCACUCUUGACUGAGUGAUUUUUUUUAUUUUUAUUUUUUUACCAGCUGUGACUUGAGGAAAUAGAAUUUCUGCAACCACAGAAACUAUAUUUUGAGGAUUGGAAGACUUGCGUGUCUAUUUGCUGCACAAAGGUCACACUAUUGUCUUCUUAGGUGUACACUGAAGCCAAAUCCAGUUGCGAUUUACCUGCCUCCUUCUGCGCAGAUGAAAAGCCGAAAAACCGAUUUUAUUUCUGAUUUUCGCUCCGCUGCACACGGCCUUUGCUUCUUGUUUGUGUCUCUUUUAUUUGCCUACUUGUAAGCAGUGCUAACACUACCGUAUUGCCAUGCACAGAUACCAAACAUGCUGAGUUUAGUCUGAAACAGCUGGACCAAAACAUCAUUUUCCAACAGAUCAGUGCAUUGCUGAUUUCUGUUCAGGACCCAGUGUAGCUCAGCAGCUUGGUGUUUGUUAGGAGUGAUCUUCUACUUUCCUGUCUGGAUUCUUCCUCACAUCCUGCCUUCACUUCCUCGCUUCCUCCUUGUUUGGAUGUCAGUGUCAUUAGAUGUUCCUGCUGAUUAUAUUUGCUUUUUGCAAGCGCAGCAUCUUACAAAAGGAAACAGAGGGGGGACCAAGAUGCUCAUUGGCUAAAAUCACACAUAAUCUAGAUUAUAGCUUGUCAGUUUUAAAUUAUCAUCCUCUCCUCUUUGUGUUAAAUACAUUCAAGGAGUUGUCAGAUUUCCCUCCAGAUGCUUCAAUUUAACAAACUAUGAAACUUGAAAGUUUUCAGCUUUAUUUAAGGUCUAAAAAUAACCACAUACUGGAAACUAAACUGGCACAAACUAGGCUUUUAAAGUGUUAAAAUGGGAAAUUAUCUCAUAAGCUAUAUUUACAUCAUCCUGAGCUAACACCCACACUUAUUUUUCUAAAGGAUCCGCAUGUCCUUUUUUUGCAGAUUGUAAUAGUUUAACAAAUCUAAGCUUAAUCCUGUAGAUAAGGUUUGUAAUUUAUGAUGCUUAGCAGUAACAGCUUUGCUGCAUGCACCCUGCCCUUUCUACGCCUGGACUUCUACAGCCGCCUUCUCUUCGUUUGAUCAAAGUAUGACAGUGCAGUUUCUGCUGUUAUAAAUGAAACACUACAGUUCAAAUGUUCCUCUUCUCAUGUUCCAUAGAUUUACUUUAACCUCCUACAGUUCUGAUCCGAUUCAUUAUGAGGUUCUCUGCUGAAGACAGAGCAAAGCAAGUGUUCUGAAGGUCUUAUUGACAAAUGAGCAACUGCUGUUAUCAAGAGACUUGGACUACACUUUGACCCUCUAUGUUUGCUGCUAUGUUUUUGUUUUAUGAAGCGGUUCUUUAAUCUGGUUUCAUCCACAGCAAAUCAGAAUACAAUAACAAACAAUAUGUGAAAGUAAUUAUAGCCUUUGCAAAGAAAUACUACCAGUAUUUAUUUUAUAAUUUUUUUAAAAGAAAUGUUUUCACAAUCGUCUCUUCGAACCUUCAUUGUUUUCGAUUUUGCUGCGAUGACGCGGCAAACUGCGACACAACUGUGUUCUCUGCUUUAUUUUUUGUUUGCCUUGUUCUAACUCACGUUUGGAUGAAAACCGUGACCCGGGUCCAUCAGGUGCCACCGAGCUGUGAAAUCAAGCUGGUGUGGGUCAUCUUUGUGCCACCCCCCCGUCCUUCAGCCUGAAAGACACUAUUAGUUGCCUUUCCUGUGUGUGAGCCUGGUUUCGCUGCGUCAUUGUUUGUGCCCUUCAGUUUCACAUAAAAAAUGGCAGUUUCCUGCUGAAACUCGCGUUUUUGUUAUGUUGUGCAUUCAGAUCAUUGUUUUAAUGUCUUCUGUGAUUGUACUGUAAUACAAGGUGAACAGUCACAUAACUUCCACUGGUACUGCAGCGGUGUUGAUUGUCAAUGUGAAAUCUUUUUAGAGCUGUAGCAUUCUUUAGAUUUUAAGAAUUUCAGAGUAAAACUUCCAAUUUUA
Austrofundulus limnaeus is the source of this 4367-nucleotide messenger RNA. RefSeq names its product pantothenate kinase 1a (gene pank1a). The transcript has 8 exons. Gene Ontology annotation, molecular function: pantothenate kinase activity; ATP binding. Gene Ontology annotation, biological process: coenzyme A biosynthetic process. Gene Ontology annotation, cellular component: cytosol; nucleus. Bases 547 to 1923 code for a protein of 458 amino acids. The record is from RefSeq and is a predicted model, not a curated record. NCBI's taxonomy places the organism in Eukaryota, Metazoa, Chordata, Actinopteri, Cyprinodontiformes, Rivulidae.